AUGGCAACCGACGGAACCAAGAUCAAGGUUAAGAAUCCCGUUGUGGAGUUGGACGGUGAUGAGAUGACCCGUAUUAUCUGGAAGGACAUCAGAGAGAAGGUGAGUUCUCCACGUUUCCUUGAUAUCGACCUCAAGUACUACGAUCUGGGUCUCGAAUACCGUGACCAGACCGAUGACAAGGUCACCGUCGAGUGUGCCGAGGCCAUCAAGAAGUAUGGUGUCGGUGUUAAGUGCGCCACCAUCACCCCCGAUGAGGCGCGUGUGGAGGAGUUUAAGCUGAAGAAGAUGUGGCUCUCCCCCAACGGAACCAUUCGUAACAUCCUCGGUGGUACCGUCUUCCGUGAGCCCAUCGUCAUCCCCCGUAUCCCCCGUCUGGUCCCUGGCUGGACCAAGCCCAUCAUCAUCGGUCGUCACGCCUUCGGUGACCAGUACCGUGCUACCGACCGUGUCAUCCCCGGCCCCGGAAAACUGGAGCUUGUCUACACCCCGGCUGGCGGUGAGCCCGAGAGCGUCACUGUUUUCGACUUCCCCGGCGGUGGCAUUGCCCAGACUCAGUACAACACCGAUGAGUCCAUCCGUGGCUUUGCCCAUGCUAGUUUCAAGAUGGCUCUCGACAAGGCCCUGCCCCUGUACAUGAGCACCAAGAAUACCAUCUUGAAGAGGUACGACGGCCGCUUCAAGGACAUCUUCCAGGAAAUCUUCGAUGCCGAAUACAAGAAGGCCUUCGAUGCCAAGGGUAUCUGGUAUGAGCACCGUCUGAUCGACGACAUGGUCGCCCAGAUGAUUAAGAGCGAGGGUGGUUUCGUUAUGGCCCUUAAGAACUACGAUGGUGAUGUCCAGUCCGAUAUUGUUGCUCAGGGCUUCGGUUCUCUGGGUCUGAUGACUUCUACCCUCAUUACCCCCGAUGGUAGCGCUUUCGAGUCUGAGGCUGCCCACGGUACCGUCACCCGUCACUACCGCGAGCACCAGAAGGGCCGCGAGACCUCUACCAACCCCAUUGCCUCCAUCUUUGCCUGGACUCGUGGUUUGAUCCAGCGUGGCAAGCUCGACGAGACCCCUGACGUCAUUGCUUUCGCUGAAGAGCUUGAGCGUGCCUGUAUCGACGUGGUCGACGAGGAGGGUAUCAUGACCAAGGACCUUGCCCUUGCCUGCGGCCGCAAGGACCGUGAGGCCUGGGUUACUACUAGCGAGUACAUGGCUGCCGUUGAGCGCAGACUCAAGGCUAACCUCAAGGCCCGCCUGUAA
Molecule: messenger RNA, 1245 nt
Organism: Aspergillus ochraceoroseus IBT 24754
Lineage: Eukaryota; Fungi; Ascomycota; Eurotiomycetes; Eurotiales; Aspergillaceae
Product: NADP-dependent isocitrate dehydrogenase
Exons: 7
Coding region: 1-1245 (414 amino acids)
Biological process (GO): isocitrate metabolic process
Cellular component (GO): mitochondrion
Molecular function (GO): isocitrate dehydrogenase (NADP+) activity; magnesium ion binding; NAD binding
Source: RefSeq, a predicted model, not a curated record